This is a messenger RNA of Phialemonium atrogriseum, 888 nucleotides long. RefSeq lists its product as uncharacterized. Bases 428 to 655 code for a protein of 75 amino acids. Gene Ontology annotation, molecular function: transcription corepressor activity. The record is from RefSeq and is a predicted model, not a curated record. The transcript is spliced from 2 exons. Lineage: Eukaryota; Fungi; Ascomycota; Sordariomycetes; Cephalothecales; Cephalothecaceae.
AAUUAGGCUACCGGAUUCGCCGUGUCUGUAACAGAAAGGUAGAAAGUGAGCUCGAAUCAAGAUGUCGUGGUAAUCAGUGGGGAGGUCUUGGUAUUGGACAUUGGCACCUGUUAGGGGACAAGAGCCGCGUGCCGCCACACACUAGCUAUGAUCAUCAUAUGUCAUCAGCUGUCAACUGUCUGGCUGAAACUCUACUACACAAACACCCCCUUACACUGCAACGUAUUAGUGUUUCUAGACCAUGAUCAGAGCGCACUUUAGCUUCAACUUAUCUCUUCAAUUGACAGCCAGAGGGUCAGAAACCUCGGCGCUUCGCCCACUGACAUUCACCACAAAGUCCCAUUCUGCCUUUUAAGGGCCGCCGACAGUUACAAUGUCCUCCAACGGCGACUCCCAAGCCAGCGUGAGUUGAUGAGCGACAGAGCAAAUGUCCAUAAAUGGAAUCCCCCCUUCGGCUCACACCGCAUCGCAGACUUCAGACGAUGCUCGCGCAGAGCUUACGGCGCAAAUCGAGGAUCUAUUGAACACGCUGUCCAACAAAUUUUCAGGGGUAUCGAGCGAGAUCUUUGCCAAGAUGGAUGAGAUGUCCAGGCGCUUGGACAACCUCGAGUCUCAAUUGAAGGCAAAUAACGAUGGCAGUGCAGGAGGCAACUAGGUAGCUAGGUCGGUAUUCUGCACUGCCUUUUGCUUGGUUCUUGUGGCAACGGUGUUUCUGGAGUUACGGAUCGAAAUAUGCCGGGGAUAUCAAGGCGGUCCCUCACAGCUGGCAAGCACCUGAAUUCAUACUUUCACCAAGGGGCUCGUUCAGUCAUGAGGAGGUAUCAUGAUCAUGCCAUGUCAUUUGUUUUCAGCGCCAGAACUUCAAAGCCAAGAUGCCUGUGCCCUGAG